AUGCGAAGAAUAGUCGGUCAGUGUCCUGCUGACAUCGUCUUAGCACUAUCAGACCUCUUGACUAAUCUCGAGUACGCUGACAAUGUUAUAUUCGUGGAAAGCAGUAUGAAACUUCAACAUGUUGUCAACCUUGUAUCGAAGCCUAUGGACUACGUGUACGCUUUGAUAAGCGCAAGCAGAUGUGGGCUCUUGGAUAUCUCAAAGUCAGGGUGGAACGGACAACCAAUCGUAUUCGUCGAUAACUUCUCUUACCUGGGCUGUAUGCUGAAGAACAACGGCAGCUACAAAAAAGAUGUUCAGCAAAGGUGCGCUAAGGCUACUUUUGCAUUUAACUCCUUAAAGGCAGCAUACCAAGAAUCUGAGGUGGCGCGGAUUUCAGGUGGAGUAUCCGUAUACGGGGCCGUGUAUUAUGGAGACCGGGGUGGUUCCGCUCAUCUCUCCCUGCAUCACUGCAAACAGCCGCCUCCAAAAUGCUGUUUAGUACGACGCACGCUACGCGUGCAAGAAUGGCGCGCUGCAAUAGAAGGCAUCGUACAAAACAGCAUUCAGGGGCUGGCAGCUUGCAGUGAUUCAGAGGGAGAUGAGCGAAAUUACCCUAGUCUCCAUAAUAUACGACCGUGUAUACGGAUACUCCACCUGAAAUCCGUACCACCCCAGAUUCGUGGUAUGCUGCCUUUAAAACUGUCACUGAUGAGUGUCCUUGACAAGGCAGGAAUUUUGCAUUUAGCGUAA
Necator americanus (New World hookworm) is the source of this 732-nucleotide messenger RNA. RefSeq lists its product as uncharacterized. The transcript has a single exon. Bases 1 to 732 code for a protein of 243 amino acids. Lineage: Eukaryota; Metazoa; Nematoda; Chromadorea; Rhabditida; Ancylostomatidae. The record is from RefSeq and is a predicted model, not a curated record.